UUGGCGGUUGGUACGGAAGCCGAUGGGGACGGAUUGAUUGCGCGAAGGCAAAACGAAGCCAAGCGUGAGGGAUAGGAGAAGAGAGAGCUCAGACGGAACAGAAGGUGGUGGCGUCGUCGUUGAAGUGCUGCUCACCACAAGAGAAAAGAAUGAGUUUGGACAAAGCCGAGCUCUGCGACAGCCUCUUACUCUGGCUCCAGACGUUUCAUGUGCCAUCGCCCUGUACUACCAAACAACAGCUGACCAGUGGAGUUGCAAUUGCUCAGGUCCUUAAUCAUAUUGAUCCUUCCUGGUUUAAUGAGGCCUGGUUAGGGCGUAUUAAGGAGGAUAUCAGUGACUGGAGGCUGAAGGUAAGCAACCUGAAGAAAAUCCUUCAGAGCAUGUUGGAAUAUUAUCAUGAUGUUCUAGGUCACCAGAUUUCUGAGUACAAUCUGCCAGAGGUUAAUCUAAUAGGAGAACAUUCGGAUGCAGUAGAGCUCGGCCGAAUGCUACAGCUUGUACUUGGCUGCGCCGUCAGUUGUGAGAAGAAACAAGAGUACAUCCAGCAUAUCAUGACGCUGGAGGAGUCUGUUCAACAUGUUGUCAUGACGGCCAUCCAGGAGCUUUUGACCAAAGACCCUUGCGAAUCAGUGCACAGUGACAGCUAUAGUGAUGUGGAUUGCCAGUUGAAGAGAUUCAAUUUAUGUGACGAGGUGGAAUCAAAGGACGAACUCUCUCAACGUUGUCAUGAACUGGAUCUCCAGGUUGCAACUCUUAUGGAUGAAAAGAGCAGUUUGAUGGCUGAGAACAAAGUGUUGCAUGAAAGGAUGAACCGCUCUGACUCCUUCGAGGAAUCAACUACCGUCACCAACAAAAAACUCCUUUUACUGCAAAGCCAGCUGGAGCAGUUACAGGAAGAGAACUUCAGGUUGGAGGGGAUCAAGGAUGAUUUCCGCAUCCGGUGUGAGGAAAUGGAAAAGGAGAUGUACGAUUUGCAGCGCAGGAAUGAUGAGCUCACCAGCCUGGCUGAGGAGUCCCAGUCUCUCAAAGACGAAAUGGACAUUUUGAGGCAUUCUUCAGACAAAGUCAGUAGGCUGGAGGCUACCGUGGAGGCUUACAAGAGGAAGCUUGAGGAUUUGGGGGACCUGCGUAGACAAGUCAAGCUCCUGGAGGAGAGGAACACUGUGUAUAUGCAAAAGACCUUUGACCUGGAGGAGGAGUUGAAAAAAGCAAACUCAGUACGCAGUCAGCUGGAGGCUUACAAGAGACAGGUUCAUGAGCUUCACAACAAGCAGACAGAAGAGUCAAUGAAAACAGAAAAGUGGCAGUUUGAGUUCAAGCACCUACAGGAGAAACAUGACGCACUGCUGAAGGAGAAAGAGCGGCUAAUAGUAGAACGAGAUGCCCUCAGGGAGACCAAUGAAGAGCUGAGGUGUGCGCAAAUGCAGCAGAAGUUCCUGAACAAAGCAGAUACAGCACUUGAUGAAGAUUUAUCAGUGGGAAACCUUGCAGCAGAGAUGGUUCCUGCGGAUCUCCAGGAGAAGAUCAUUCAGCUGCAACGUGAGAACAAGAUGCUGCGUGUACAACAAGAGGAGACGUACAACAACCAGUUAACAGAGUUCCAAAGUGUGCUGGAUGAUGCCAACAGGAACAAACACAAACUGGAGAAUGAAAACAGGUUGAAUCGGCAGCAGAUCACUGAGCUGCGCUCACAAGUAGACCAACUCCAAAGGGCUCUACAGGAGCAGGGAAGCAAGGCUGAAGAUGCCAUUUCUAAUCUGCUGAAACGGAAGCUGGAUGAACACUUAGAGAAGCUUCAUGAAGCUCACAAUGAGCUACAGAAAAAGAGAGAGUACAUUGAUGACCUAGAGCCUACCGUUGACAGCCACACAGCCCGAAAGAUUGAUGAGCUGCAAGAAGUUUUGAAGAAGAAAGAUGAAGACAUGAAAGCCAUGGAGGAAAGAUACAAGAAGUAUCUGGAGAAGGCACGGACGGUGAUUCAAACGCUCGACCCAAAACAAACUCCAACAACUGCUCCUGAAGUUCAAGCCCUAAAAAACCAACUGCACGAGAAAGAGGUUAAGAUUCAACUGUUAGAGAAUGAUUUUGAAAAAAACAAGUCCCAAAGAGACCAAGAAGAGAAAUUGAUCAUCAGUGCCUGGUACAACAUGGGCAUGGCUCUUCACCAAAAGGUAACGGAAGAAAGGUCUCGGGGCCAUGGUCAAGCCCAGUCAUUCCUGGCUCAACAGAGACAAGCUACUAAUGCGCGUCGGGUACAUCCAAACCGGCUGCACCAGUCUGUGACGCGAUAAGCUGCCAAUCCAGCACACGAACAUCAAGAGCAAUUACAGUACCUCAAUGCAACUACAGCACAAAAAAUACACAACCGCUAUUCUCUCCAAAAGGUUACGGAGUUAAUCUCUUUUUUUCUUUUUUCCCUCCCAUGAGGUUUAGGUUAUCCUGCAGGAGAAUUUUCUAUGUUGGCAUCUUCCAUUCCUAAUCACUUUGAAAACUAGUUUCAAGAUUUUGGUUUGACAACAAAACCCAUUUUUUUUAUUAUAAAACUAUGCCAAAUGUCAAUGUUCCCCUUGGGGAGAACUAGUAAGGGACACGAGGCUGACUACACUAGAGAGUCGGAUUAAAUCCUGGGCUGUCCGUGACCCAGGGUGUGAUGAAUGAUUUGCUCCCUAAGCUGUGUUCAUUUAUCUCCCUCGUGUGGCCAUUCUCAGUUACUCCUUCUGGUCGGUGUUCUCUCUCCAUUUCAUUUACUGCCACCACUCCCUCUUCGCCCCUGCCACCAUCAGCACUCACUGUUUAAACAGAUUUUUUUUGUCCUAAAUUAAGGCAUAUCAAGGUUGACCAUGGAGGUGCUGUUUGUGAAUGGGGGUUGGCCCGUGUGGGCCUUCCUCUGUAAUAACACUAAUACUAAUGGUACAAUAAUUUCUUACGCUGUUGCUGUUUUUUUUUAAGAGCCGUCCUUCAGAUCAGAGUGUUUAAUACUUUGGGACUAGCGUCUGAGUCCCAUUUAGUUACCUUACAGAAGCAGUUGUAGGUCUAACUGACAAUGCUAGGCUGCUCUAUUUUGGAACAUUACCGGCAUGGUUUAUACUCAAGGUACUUGCACUUUACUAUUAACUGGUAGCUAAUUGAUUCUGGUUAUAUUAAAUGAGGGCAUGCAGGCUCAAAAGCUUGCAUUGAAUUGGGACGGGUGGUUUUGCCCAAUGAAGGCCGUGGGACAUGGUUCCCUCCUGAAUGAUGUAGUGUUUUCUGUAUCUCUUUUAUUGCUGAGGAAGUUAAACUCUUUUAGGUUUGAUUCUCUCCUCUCUCUCUCUCUCUCUCUGGAUGAUUUAAGUGAGCUGAAUUUUACUAGGUUUUGUGGCUGAUUAAAUUUUAUGACUUUCCUGCUGGUGUGAAGUUCUCCAGCACUCUGGGAGUCAGGCUGUGAAAUGAUCAGAAAUCAUUAGAUGAACUGAUUCUUUUUUAAGAAAAUACUUAGUUUAUAUUUAAAUCGAAUUGAAUGUGCAGCUGUACUCAACACAGCGCCUAGAUUAUGGAGCCUAGAUUCUAUAAGUUGUCCUACAUUUUGUUAAUUUAAAUAAAGUUUGUCUCCUUUAUGUGUAUAUAUACACAUAUAUAUAUACGUAUAUAUAUAUAUA
Messenger RNA from Carcharodon carcharias (great white shark), 3635 nucleotides. RefSeq names its product protein Hook homolog 3-like. The coding region runs from base 150 to 2291 and encodes 713 amino acids. NCBI's taxonomy places the organism in Eukaryota, Metazoa, Chordata, Chondrichthyes, Lamniformes, Lamnidae. Gene Ontology annotation, cellular component: cytoplasm; centrosome. Gene Ontology annotation, molecular function: microtubule binding; dynein light intermediate chain binding. The transcript has 23 exons. The record is from RefSeq and is a predicted model, not a curated record. Gene Ontology annotation, biological process: cytoplasmic microtubule organization; cytoskeleton-dependent intracellular transport.